AUGAAGGUCCUUGUCUUUCUCGCACUUCUCUCUGUCUGCAAUGCCAACGUCCUGUGGCAGGAGCCGCCCAAAACCAGCCUGGACAUGGUGAAAGAUGCUUUCUGGGACUACGUUGCCAAGGCGACACUCACUGCUGAGGACUCUCUGAAGCAGAUCAGACAGUCCGAGCUGGGACAGGAAGUGAACACCAAGAUCGCUCAGAGCGCUGACGCAGUGAACCAGUACGUUGUUACUGUGCGUACUCAGAUGGCCCCUCUGACCCAGAACUUCAUGACUCAGUUCUCCCAGGAGGCCGAGCAGCUGAAGGCUCGUCUGGAGAAGGAUCUGGCUGCCGUGAGCACCAACCUGCAGCCAUACGCCGAGCAGCUGGUGGCUGACCUCCAGAGGCAGGUGGAGGAGCUGAAGAAGGAAGCCGCCCCUUACGCAGAGUCCAUGGACCCAGAGGCCCUGAAGGCAGUCCUGCUGCAGAAGAGCCAGGAGCUGAAGGCACAGGUGGAGAAGAACGUGAACGAGCUGCAGGCCCAGAUGGUCCCCUACACCGAGGAUAUGAAGGAGAAGAUGGAGCAGAGCCUGGAUGAGUUUCAGAAGAGCAUGAUGCCCCUGGCCCAGAACUUCCAGACCCAGCUGACCCAGAAAACCCAGGAGCUCCAGCAGAGCCUGACCCCCUACGGAGAGGAGCUGAAGGCCAAGCUGGACACCAGUGCUCAGGACCUGCAGGCUCAGCUGGCUGCUCUCUGGGAAUCCUUCACCCAGAAGACCCAGUAA
Scomber scombrus (Atlantic mackerel) is the source of this 765-nucleotide messenger RNA. Its product is annotated as apolipoprotein A-IV-like. NCBI's taxonomy places the organism in Eukaryota, Metazoa, Chordata, Actinopteri, Scombriformes, Scombridae. Gene Ontology annotation, molecular function: phospholipid binding; cholesterol binding; phosphatidylcholine-sterol O-acyltransferase activator activity. The record is from RefSeq and is a predicted model, not a curated record. Bases 1 to 765 code for a protein of 254 amino acids. Gene Ontology annotation, cellular component: blood microparticle; chylomicron; high-density lipoprotein particle. Gene Ontology annotation, biological process: lipoprotein metabolic process; cholesterol efflux; reverse cholesterol transport. The transcript has 3 exons.